Molecule: messenger RNA, 1245 nt
Organism: Filobasidium floriforme
Lineage: Eukaryota; Fungi; Basidiomycota; Tremellomycetes; Filobasidiales; Filobasidiaceae
Product: DNA glycosylase
Exons: 2
Coding region: 1-1245 (414 amino acids)
Biological process (GO): base-excision repair
Molecular function (GO): catalytic activity
Source: RefSeq, a predicted model, not a curated record
AUGCGACGAUCGACCCGCUCGAAACGCUCGGCCAAGCUCGAAGCCGAGGACGAAGUCGACGAGCUCGACGAUGCGAUCGGCGAAUUGGUCGAGAACCCCCCGUCUGGUCGUAGUACCGGUUCCGCCGCCGAGUCCAAGCCCAAGACGGCCCCGAAAAACAAGAACAAAUACAACCUCACCCCUGGUCAGACCCCCUUCCCUGACUACCCUCACCCCACCCGGGAAGAAUGUCAAAACGUCAUCGACCUCUUGUCCACCGUCCACGAGAAACCCGAACGGACCAUGUUACCCUCAGUGACAGUCCCCGGAUGCGGAGAGGUCCCGGCAGUACUCGAUUCCUUGAUGAGGACCAUGUUGUCUGCAGCGACGACGACGGCCAACUCGUCCCGCGCUUUCCAGAACAUUGUCGAAAAGUACGGACUGUUGACGGAAGGGAUCGGGAAAGGGAGCGUUGAUUGGGACAAGGUUCGGCUGGGGACGCAGCAAGAGUUGUUCAAGGCUAUCCAGUGUGGAGGUCUGGCGCAGAACAAGAGCAAAAACAUCAAGGCUGUGCUGGAUAUGGUUCACGAGGAGAACCAAGAGCGACGGGAAGCCAUCCUCGCCGCCAAGAAGGAAACGCCAAAGGAGACCGCCGGCGAAUCUUCCCACCUCCCUCCCGGCGUCAAGCGAGAGACCUCUCAAGAACUUUCUGACGAGAUUUAUACUGCCGACGCCAACGUCCUCUCCCUCAAUUACCUCCACGCCCUCUCCACCGACGAAGCCAUGUCCAAACUCACCUCCUACCCUGGCGUGGGGGUAAAAACCGCUUCCUGCGUCAUCCUGUUCAAUUUCGGUCGAGGGAGCUUCGCCGUAGACACCCACGUGUGGAGGUUGUGUAGGUGGUUGGGAUGGGUUCCGGGUUAUGCGACGAGGAAUCAGACGUAUUCUCAUUGCGACGUGAGGAUACCGGAUGAGAUGAAGUAUGAUUUGCAUGGGUUGUUUUGGAAGCACGGAAAGUACUGCCCGAAAUGUCGAAUGAUCCCCGUCAAGGAUCGGCCACAACAUGAGCAGAUGGUCUGCCCGAUCGACGACUUGAUCAAGGCCAACGGGGGCAGGAAACAGCCCGAAGAGGGCGGCAAGCGCAAGAAAAAGACGGCGGCCAAGCCGAGGGCGACCAAGAAUUCUUCCAAGGGAAAGAAGAGAAAGGCCGAGUCGAGCGAGGAGGAAGAGUCGGAGCUGAGCGAUUUGGGGGACGAGUCUGAUUAG